UCUAAUUUUAUUUGUUAUGAUAACAUUACGAAGAGAUCAUAGGAGGAAUUAAAUGUUUGGUUAAUUGCAUAGUCGUGCCUUGUGUACAUUUUUGAUCUUAAAUGAUGUAGUAUGAGUUUUUGUAGGAAUUUUCCCCACCAUUAUAUGUUGCGACGCCCAGAAAAGUGUUUUUUUUGAAUGAAAGAUUAUGCAAAUGUCAAAACGUACAGCUGAAUUAAAUUGGUCAUUCAGGUUAAACGGCGAUAGUUUGUAGUUCCGAAGAAUGUGUACCUCUUAUCAGGAAUGCGUAGGGCCUUGGACUUUGUGUUGUGUAUGAACAAAAAGUCUUUUCUAGUGACGUUGCUUCUAUUAACUUCAGUUGUGUACUUGAGUUACACAUUCAAUUCUUGCCUGGUGAAUAAUUUAAACAGAGUAUUGAAACAGCAACGAAUUCAUGGCUUCUUUUCGUCAAGUGGCGCGACAACCAUCAUCACAGUCAAAGAGGAGGACCGCCAUGCGCCCAAGAAAGAGACAGUGGUGCGGGUGGUACCGCUCACGUGGAUGGGCCUCCACGCAGCUGAUGGCAUGACUGGCAACGAGACGGGCGAGCUGGUGGAUGGCGCCCCCAAGUACCGCUUCCUGCGUCACCAGGGGCUGCGGCCCAGUCGCAAGCUGCCCGACGCCCUCAUCAUCGGCGUGAAGAAAGGCGGCACCCGGGCCUUGCUCGAGUUCAUUCGUCUCCAUCCCGAUGUCAGAGCCGCCGGCAACGAAGUCCACUUCUUUGACAGAUUCUAUCACAAGGGAUUCCGUUGGUACAGGCAGAGAAUGCCUCCGACACUGGAAGGCCAGGUCACGAUGGAGAAGACACCGAGCUACUUUGUGACGAAGGACGUCCCUCAGAAGGUCCAUCGGAUGAACCCGUCCACGAAGCUGUUGGUCGUCGUGCGCGACCCUGUCACCCGGGCCAUCUCGGACUACACGCAGGUGUCCAGCAAGAAGCCGGGGAUGGCACACUUCGAGCAGUUGGCGUUCCUGAACGGCACGGGUGGCAGCGGGCUGGUGGACACCUCGUGGGGUCCCAUCAAGAUCGGUGUGUACGCCCGCCACCUGGAGCGCUGGCUGCAGUGCUUCCCCAUCCGGCAGAUGCUGUUCGUCAGCGGGGAGAGGCUGAUAGUGGACCCGGCCGCCGAGAUGGCUCGUGUGCAGGACUUCUUGGGGCUGAAGCGAGUGAUCACGGAGAAGCACUUCUACUUCAACUCGACCAAGGGCUUCCCUUGUCUGAUGAAGUCGGAAGGGCGCUCCAGCCCUCACUGCCUGGGCAAGACGAAGGGCCGCAACCACCCGUUCAUCGACCCGGUGGCCGUCCAGCGCCUGCGCGAGUUCUACCGGCCGUUCAACGCGCGCUUCUACCAGUUGACCGGGAUAAACUUUGGCUGGCAGUGACUCCCCACACCGCGAGUUCCCUUCGCCCGUGGAUUCUAUUUUGAUUUUCAAUUUCUCUGUGGGCGUGGGUUGUGUGUUUCUUUCAGCUCUUAAUUUCACGCGAUAGCCAGGGGCGUAGCCUGUAUUUUACUUCAUGGGGGUAUAUAUAUAUAUAUAUAUUUUAACAUUGUCUACCGAAAUUUUCUAAUAGAUACCAAUAACAAAAUUUUUGGACUUUUCUUUCUUUCUUAAUUUGGCCGUAGAAAUACAGUAAAAUCUUAAUAUUGAAAUCCCAGGAAAUUUCCCUGCUUAAUAACUUUACCACUUUUCUGCCUACAAAAAAUUUUCUGUUAAUGUAAAUUUCUGCAUGAGUGCGUACUGUAGUGCUAUUUCACUCAUUAUGUAAGAUAAACAACAUGAAUUACAAAAAUUAAGUUUUUGAAGUGGUACUACAUAAUCACAAAUUACCGGUUCUGCUGAAUUGUGGUGAGGGCUUGGAUACAUCCUGAAAUCCUUACUGCGGGCUACGAACAACCCUGAGUCUGAGCACAUAGGCUCUUGUCUGAACCAAGCUAUUAUGCGUGUGUGAUACUUCUAGUCCUAGGGGUCCUCUGUUUCUAACUUCCUUUGUAUACCGGUAUUACAUCUCUCUUACCUUUGUUGUACUUGCUCACGUAACUGCUGCUGGUUAGUUUCCAUAUUAAAAGGUUUGUAAAUCUGAUGCCCCGUGAUUCUCUGUCUUCGAUGAUCAUGGAAAGUCACCAAGGUGCAGAGAUUGUGUAUCUUCAUUUACGCAGUUUUAAACAUAUCCCUCUUUGCACAAUUCACUAGUGCACACUAAGCAAUAUGGCCGCUAAUACACAGAUUUUUUUUUCACCAGGGAAACAAAGUACAAAUUUAAAGCCUUAAAAGGAGGUGCUAUCACAAUCUGCAGCAUUGACGUGAGCAAAUGUGUACUAUUGUAUUCUAAGCAUUUCAUAUCCCUGACCGUAUAAUCAAGCCUGUAUACUUUAUGCAAUGAUGGCUAUGUGUAAGGGUAAGAAAAAGGUGAGCAUGGUACAAAAUGGCAGACUUACUUAAAAGUUAAAACAGUACAAACAGAUUUUUUUUAUUUUUGUUAUUGAAUUUAUCUUGGUUCUGUAUAUUAUAUACUUCCUGUUUUGUGUGGUUGUUUAAUGUAUAUGUUGCUGGAACUUGGCUUUGUGUUAAUUAGGGAAAAUUAACAUGUACUUAAUUUUUUUACCUCAAUAAUUUUUUGGUUUUGUGUAGUGUCCGAAUAUUUUUCUCACAGGUUUACUGUAAUAAUCUUAAUAGUUACCAGUCUUUCACUUUUUGACCGUGCAGUUAUUUAUCUUUCUUUGUAUGUUACUACACAGUACAUAAUUGAAUUAUUUGCUUACUUUUUGAGCAAGUUUAGAGGUUAUAUUUUGAGUCAAUGUUAAAUAUUUUCAAUCCUAUGGAAAACAACUGAAAGUUCCAUCUUAAGCUGAAGCAGACAUAUGCUAUUUUAUGCAGGGGGUGAACUUUUAGGGCAAAACCAUUUCUUAAAAGAUAAGUCUACGUUCUUAUAAAAAAAACUUGUUCCUAUUGCACAUUUUUUAUCAUUAUUAAAAUAAGAAAACUUAUUGCUUUGUUACAGAUUUCUAGUCUUUAAAUAAUAUUUAAAUCAAUUAAUAUCCUAUGGUUGGUUUUUAAUUUUAUUUGUAUUUUUGUUCUGGUUCAAAUAUAGCAAGCCAUGGCAUUCAACUGCCAAAAGCUGGAAAGCUAGAAGCAGUGAAGACAUGCAAAAUCUGUUGUAAAUUUUUACAUUACCGUAAGUCCUCGAUUAACAGACUACAUUCCCAGGAAUGGUUGGGUAAGCAAAACGUCCAUUAAUUAAAUAACUUUUCCCCAUACCCUUAAGGCCAUAAGGAAGUGUGUUGUCUCGGGUUAUGUUCGUAGACCUAAUCAUGGCUAAACAUGUGAUGUAAAAACAUGACGCCCAACUCGUGACAUGCUGACACGGCGGGAUGAUGUGUCGCAGCACAGCCAAACAUCUAAACUAUAAGAGCUUGGAUACAGCAAGAGUAAUGGCUGCAAACUGGUUAGUCCGGUAUCCUUGUCAAGAGCAAGGGUGAGAGAAAGAAGAAUGUGAGGAAAGGCUGAUUUACACGCACCCCGGUGACAUGACAGUGCUGUGGCCUGCCUGUUAACUUCACAGACAGUGAACUUACAUUGAUUUCUGUUCACGGUGGACGGAGUUUCAUCCUUCGUCUGGCAGUUACACUCGUAAAUAUCCACCAAUUGCACGGGCAUGAAACAAGAAAAUACCGUCCACAAUUAUCUGGCGGUCUUGGUACAGUAACAGGGACAACACUGUUUGCAGCGGCAUGGAAACAAAACCCUUCAAAUAGAUUAUUUUUUACCUCGUCGGUGGAUGCACAAGCCGGCCACGGCACUGGUUUGUGUUAAUCGGCCUGAAGUGAGAGAGAGCGCGUGACAAGUGGCUGUUUUCCUUCACAUGCCUUUGUUGGACGGCUGGAUAGACAAUUGGGGGUGGGGGGAACUCGCAGCCUACCAUUCUUCUUCCCAUAACUAGAGGCCGAUUUAUUAUGUUAUGUUUUCAUCCGUACGGCUACUUCGAAUUAAACUUGCACAUAAAUAAGAUUUCACUAAAGACAAUGAACUAUAAUGAACUAUGAGAACUUAAUCUUAUUUAUUUCAGGUAAAGACAGUAAGUACAAGUAAAGCCUGUACAGCGAAGGAUUAGUGGCUGGCUACAAAAAUUUUUGGAAUAUAAUGGCUCGUGUACAUCACCGGCCGGCAAGUCUGUAAACGACAUGUACAGAUUUCCUUGUCAUAACGGGACGAUCGGGCUGGUGAAAGGGUUGAGUUGGCUGUCGCUUUCUUUGCCAUGCACAUUGUAAAUAUUAGUGCUGCGUCUUACCCUCUUUUUUUUUAUAUAGGCACGGGAGAAAAGAUACACAGACACUUUUUGAAAACAGUUCUGUCAUCCUUCGAUAAUCAUUAUACAUGCAUUAAUUAUUCAGUUAGAUAGCAACGUAGAAAAGUCCGUUAACUAAAUUGAAGGCAACAAAAUAUAGUGUCCGUUAUUACAAAUGUUCGUUAAACAAGGGUCCGUUAAUCGAGGAAUUACUGUACCAGCAUUUUUUAUAUUUUGCAUCUGUUGGUAUUAAUUAGUAGCGUAGAACUUUUCAUGGAUAAUCAUCACACUACCUCUCCUGAACUGUUGUCGAAUACCCUUGGAGGUAUUCAGGAUGCUGGAUUUGUGAACCCACUACAUCACUGGAUCUUUUUCGGCUGAUUUCCGUGAUUUUGUUGAGCAAUAAGCUCAUUAAGAGUAGUUAUUUGUAACCGUAAACUAUAGCAACAUGAACAUAUCAUUCAAAAUGCAACUGAACUUUGAUGUUUAGUACUGUCUUAAAUGUAAUUUAUAUUACUGGGAUUACAUCACAAGCCUGUAAAUACAGUGAACCCUCAAUUUAGUGGACCGUUUGGGAGAUUGUUUAUUGACGAAUUAUGGAGUGGCACAUAGUUUUUUGGUGGGGUGUUAUCUAUGUGGUGAAGGUAGUUGUUUGGUCAUAAUGCUACACGCUAAAUUUUUUCAUUCUGCACGUUGACCUGUUCACGUCAAAGUAUAUGAAAUCAUGGAUUAUGCAAGUUAGGCACAUUCAAAAUAAAUUAUGGUUGUUUAAAAAAAACACUAAGUGUCCUGCAUAACACAUGGUUUCAUAUACUUUGACGUAAACAGAUCAAUGUUGUUUGGGCAUUGAAAGCAAGCAGGCCACACACGUUUGCUUGUGAUCCGAUUCCUCUUUCUCUGCAAGGAGACCAUGGUGUUAAGAGGGGUGGGAUCUCUUGCCUGCCACCAACAAGUUGACCAGGGUUCGACUCUCUGCUGGGUUAAAAAACUGGAUCUUUUUUUAGCAAUCUGAGAAAUUUGGCUGAUGUUGACUUGAGCUGGUGGAUUUUCUGGGGUUGCUUAUGUUUUUUCCCGCCCAUUCGUCCUGUCAGUGUUGUGUUACGUCACCUCAGGGCUACCGUCCCAUUGUCUCUACUGACCUUGAUGUCGAAAAGAUGUUAAGGCUCAGUCUCACAAGCCAUAUUGAUGUUUUAAAAAUUUUUUUCAUUAUUACUUUUAUUUAAGGACUUGUUUACCAUCGCACAUCACAGUUUCUUCGUUCUCACAGCGUUGCAACCUUAGGUAUUUCCACCGGAGGACCACGCAGUCUAUUGCGAUAAAGAUUUGAAUCCAUAGGAUUGUUCACACACUCGUCACCACACCAGUUCUGCAUCUCACAACCAGAAUUGUCUGCACGGCACGUUCUUUGUACCGUAGCAACUAACAACCUGUCGUACUCGCACCAUGUUCCGCACAUGACCAACUCUGAAACCAAAAACCGAAUAGUCGCAAUGGCUUCCGGUAACGGUAUCCAUAUACGGCCAGUGUCACUGACAACUAAAAAGUUAAAUCACUGCCUAAACACCAUUUACAACCGAGUUUAUACACAACAUGGAGUAAUUGUAAAAUUUUAACUGGAUACCUGUCUUGCAUUUGUUAUAUCAUAAAUAUUUUCGAAAGAUAUUCACUAAAUGUAAUAUAGUGAGGGUAAAAAUUUUGCUUAUUUUUUUGUAAUUAUAAUCCUGUGAAAAUUUUUACACUCACUAUACAUAUAAGUAAAUAUCUGUUGGAAAUACUUGUGACAGAACAACAGAGGUAAGGGAGGUACAAACUAAAAUAGAAAUGGUCCUUGAAUAAUAGUAAUGACAAAUAAAUUUAAAAAUCAACAUGGCAUGUGAGACAGCCAUAAGUCAAGAGUGUCUGCAGGUCAUGAAAGUCACCAAAAAGUCUUGAAAUAAACAGUAAUUUUGCUGGAAGACAUUAAAUUUUAAUUUCCAUCAACCUUUUGCUAAUUUACAUUUUGAUUUUACACGCCUCACUUCAGUUUACAGUCACGCAUUAAAUAUAUGAAUAGUUGGAGACUGUUAAUUUAAAUCAUGUAGAAAUUAUCCCUGAAAAAGGUGCUAGCUUCCUGUCAUAAAAAUCGACCCGAUGCUAUGAAUAAUAGACCUAUUACGUAUUUUGUUAAAAUGUUAAAAUUUAUUCACCAAAUAAUUUUUUGACAUCCUUUAAGCCCUUAUUCAUUUGUUCCCCCCCCCCCCCGCCCCACAUUUUUCUGCUGCCACUUGCAACAAACGCCUGUCACCCGAAUCACAAGGCAUGGAGAGGAUUCUAAUGGAAAAGAGCACCAAAAGACCUAUUUAACGAGCAUGCACUUUCACUUGGAGAGGUUGAAGAGGAAACAAGCAAUUUUUGUGUACCUAGGCAUGUUUCACUGUGAUGUAGAACUGCCUAAAAUUUACAGCAGUUAAAAUAUCCUGCACAAUUUAAGUUGCCUAAAAUAAAACGUAACAAAUUUCAAAGUAAAAUGAGGGGUGUGACUGCCGCAAAAAUGAAGUGGGUAAAAAUAGACAUGUCUGCUGUAACGAGUUACGCUUGUUCUUAAUUCUGCAGAUGCUCAAAUGGAAAAAGGGGAUUGUGGGGGGGGGGGAGCUUAUUGAAGGUGCUGAAGCCCUACCCUUCUGAUUGCAACUGACUCGGUAUGAGGUGAUUUUUCCUGGCUGGUGAGAAACUGGGAGAAAAGCAUUAGUUCCCGAACACAGGACCCCUUCGUCAGGCAUUUCUAGAUUCGCAACUGCAACUCCGGCAUCCUGUCGCGUGGAACAGUGCUAAUUGAUUUGUGCAUUCCUCAUCUGGCAGCUUGGUGGGCGAACAUAACGGCAGUCUGCUGCCGACCCUGUUUCUCUCGAGUGUGUAAAAGACAAGUGCGACAGUUUCAUUUUGUUGGAAGCACUCCGUCAGUUCCAAUAACCAUCUCGUGGAGGUCCGUUAAAUGGAAUGUUCACAGUAUACAUUUUGCCAAAGAGAAAGAACUCACAAUUUAUUAAUACAGCUAAACAAAGUUUCCAAAUAAAGAAAAUUAUCAAAAAAACGUAAGGAAGGUGUAAGUUCAAUUUUGUUUAUAACAUUGAUCUAUUAUGCUUGUUGAAUUUAAUGUAUCGUUCUUUAUCUUUGUUAAUCGUAGAAACUGGUUAAAUAAUUGUUGCAGUGUUGUUUGGUAAUUUACUACCACAAUGUUGCAGUUUAACAUUGUAAUUGAACAAUUUACUUGCAUGUGAUUGUGUAGUGUUUGAUUAGCUUGAUUGAGCUAGUUUAAGCUUUGGCUAGAUGUAAAACUUCUUGGACGCAAACUUGUUGAAAGCUUUGUUAUAAUGGCACUAGCAGUGCACAAAAUAGUUAGUUGAGAGUGUAUUGUUGAGAAAUGCACAUGUCUUAGGACUCUGUCUCACACGCCGUGUUAAUUUUUAUUUAUUUCGUCAUUACUAUUAUUUAAGAAUUCUUUCUGAAAUUCUAACAUACCUCCCUUGCAUUUGUUAUUACAUCAUUAAUAUUUUCAAUAGAUAUUCACUAAGUAAGUUGAAAUAGGUUUAAAAAGUUACAAAAUUGUUUGUAAUUUUUAUCACUUGUUCAAAUUUCUACACCCAUUAUGUUAGCUUAUUGAAUAUCUGUUGAAAAAAUUAAUGACAGAACAGCAAUUGCAAGGUAAGUAUUAUGUUAAAAUUAUGUACCGUAUUUGCCCGUAAAUAAUGUGACUAGAUAUAAUGUGACCCAAAACUCUUUGGUCAUGAGUUUAUGAAAAAGACUUCAUGGAUUGGAAAUCACACUUGAUUGUUCGUAACUCUUAAAUAUUAUUAAAUUUAUUCCAAAAUUAUGAGACCCUUUCUGGUGUCACGUUCUUCAGUACAGUGAUUUAAAUGGUCUCUUUUGAAACACCAAGUCAAAGAUAGAAAAAAAAAAUUGUGUUUUAUGACUGUACUUCAAAAGGGGUGACUGUUAAAAAAAAAAAACAGAGAAUGUGGUGAUACAGGGUGGGUGGUCGGUCCUUCCCGUGAAGCCACAGAGAAGAGAAGCAGAAAGCACACAGUGACAAACUCGAUUUGCUUCCUCUUCUUCAUCCUGCAUCUCUCAUCUGUAACGCCUGUGCGGAGGUUCAGGAAGCCCCCGACUAAACUGGCAUGAGUGUUGGAAGUUUACAGGCAGAGCGUGUAGUUUUGCAACUAAGCUGUUACCAAUGGCAAGAUACAAGUUUUUGAUUAUAAUGCGACACCCACUUUUUAGUUUUCUAAUUUUAUGGUAAAAAUCAUAGCAUUGUAUUCAGAUAGAUAUUGUAAUUAGCCCUUAAGAGGCCACUCCAGUGUUUCAAGGGCACUACGCAACCUGCGUUAAUCUCAUAUGAAUCAAUGUUAUUUUCAUUUUGCUUAUAACUAAUUAACUAAUAUAGAUUUUGAAAUGAUGCUUGCUUGAUAUGUAAGACAACGAUGCUCUUAUCAAAGCCCCUUUCUUCAAAAACGUGCAUAAAUUAUGGUUUUAUACUAAUCUUUACUAAUAUGUAUAAGUGUAUUGUCUAGGUUUGAACCAUAAUUUAUGCACGUUUUUGAAGAAAGGGGCUUUGAUAAGAGCAUCGUUGUCUUACAUAUCAAGCAAGCAUCAUUUAAAAAUCUAUAUUAGUUAAUUAGUUAUAAGCAACUAUAUUAUAUUAUAUAUCUAUAUUAGAUAAUAAGUUAUAAGCAAAAUUAAAAUAGCAUUGAAUCUUAUGAGGUUAAUGCGGGUUGCGUAGUGCCCCUGAAACACUGGAGUGGCCUCUUAAAUAAUAGUAAAGACGAGAGAAUGAAACUAGAUUUCAACAUGGCAUGUGACAUGGAGUGUUUGGAACAUAGUUGUUAGUCUUAACUUAACUACAGCCUACAGCCAAAGAUGUCUUCUGUGUUCUUUAGAAAGCUCCUGUUAAUUUGUUAUUGUAUUUACUGUCUGAACGUAGUACAUCAGAAGUGGUUAAGAUCUUGGUGAAGUGAUUUGAUGUGAUGAUGCAUACUUAACCUUCCAGUUUCUGUGAACGUCUGUAGAUAAAUCACAAACUACUAUUAUAAGCAGUAUUUUAUUAUCAAAGCAGUAUUCUUAAAUUCAUUUUUAAUAGGAUGAAAAUGGAUUUGAGACAUGUAUAUGUGUUUGCUGACACGUAGUGUGGCCACUAUUUUGUGCUUUAGCAUUCUCAGUGGUGUGCUCUUAGCUGACUUGCAGCUGUGCAGCUACAUUAAUUGCAAAUUUUUGUGUUUGGCCCGAAAAAAAACAAGUAGUAGACCAUCCAUUCCCAUGGAACAUAAUUCCAGUACUCGCAGUGUGAAUUUGAGAUUAUUUAAGUAAUUACAGCUGUAAGAUACUUGGUAUAGUUACAUAUCACAGUGAUCUUGUGAACGUUUCACUUAACAAAAAGCAAUAUUAUUAAUAGGAUAUACAAAGUUGUGUGUUAUUGGUUCCCUAUAUUUACUUUAUUUAUUGUACCUGUAUGUAUUUGCUGACGAGAGAAUUUUUAAAGUCACUAGUGUAUGCAGCUAUAAAAAUAUUUUUGUAUUCAGUUCAUCCAUCUUUACUAACUGCAUUAAGGCCAGUAAUCAUAUAGGCUAGGCAAUUUUUUUUAUUUAUUUGGGUUCUCAGGAUCGUACAAAUACAAUAGUCGAAUUGUGCAUACAUAUUUUAAUGUAUACGAUUAUAUGUUUUUCCACCUCAGCAUAAUUUUGUUACACUAAACAUCCUUGUUUGAAACAGUUCCUGUGUUUAUGGUGUUUUUUUAAAAGUUAUUUACUGUUGUUAUUGUAAUAUUUACUCACCAUAUACAGAGAUGUAUGUCUGAGCUAAAAAAAAAAACUUUUUCCGGCAUGUCUCAUGCUGUUUGGUGGGCUGUGUGGUACCGUAUCUGACACGCUGUGUCUUCAUUACACUCGCAGCAACAUUGGCUGCGGGUUGGCCGGUUUGUGCGUAACGAAGGCCUAUUUUUCUACUUGUGAUCUUGAAACAGUCAAUUGAACAAAAAAAAAGUUAUUUGCACAAAUGUUUGUCGGUAGAGUGACGUAUUGUUUCUAACUUAAAGUACGUUGUAGCUUGGCGUCAUAGAAGUUCCUUGUUAGUGCAGUCAGUGUGUUGGCUUCUAGGCUAACAGCUGCUCAGUAUUUAUCCUAGACGUUUUCAGCACUUUACCUCUUUUGGCAGAAUAGUUAGGGUACUUAUUGUAGAAUUGUUAAGUAUGUACAAGGGAAAUGCACCUCUUUCACGGAAAUAUAGAUAAAGCAUUUUCAUUACAAGAUUAAUUUUUUGUGAUGAAAUGAAAUGUGCAGUAGAGUUUGUGCAUAACAUUAAAUAGUUUUCGCAUUUUGAAAAGAAAAAAAAAAUUGUGUUUAGUACGCUGUGUAUAACAUGUAGUAAAAUAUUCUUGACUGAUAAGAGAGAGACUUAGGCAUGCAGUAGUUUAAUGGUCACAUUCGGUAGCGUUCUGAAGUUUGUAUGCAUGAAAAAAUCUGUACUAAUUAAAAUUUGAGCCAUUUCCUUUUGUUAUGUUCAAGUGAAUACAUAUAAGAAAUAUUAUAAUUUAUGUACAUAACUCAUUUUGAGAUAAAGUGAAACCUUGCUAGAAAGAGUUUUGAAAAUUGUAGUAAUUAGUUUGUUAUUGCGUACAAGUAUUUUAAAUUUUCAAACAAUGGAAAAACUAUUGGAGUUUAUAGUUAGAUUCCUAAGCUUUCCAGACAAAUCUACAUUUCUCUUCGAAAAUUGUUUAGCGAAGAAAAGAAAUUGAGAUGAAAGUUAUUGAAAACAGUUUAUCUCUCUUGUUUGAUGAUUGGUGAAUUUGUACCAAGUUUUUUCCCACUAUUAUACCUAACUGUAAUUUUUAUAAGGUGCGUGUGCAGUGUAUUAUUUUUACCCCUUGCAUGUGUUUCAAACUAUAGCCCAAAUGUUGCUUUGCACAAUGAAAGUAUGAAGCAUGCAGAACAUAACAACUGACAACAGUCAUCAAAUCCCCCCAAAAAAAUAAAUCCUGUAAAUAAAUGCACAGUGACAGGAAAACAACUAAGAUAAUUGCAAAAUUGUUACAUUUUCGCACUUCUCAUAAAUUCCCACUUUCGAAACAGCGAGGUUUCACUGGGUUUAUUUCAUCCAUGUUGUUGUGGAAAUUACUGUUGCCUGCUUGAGUGUAGUGAUAGAACUAUAACAUGUUUUCUGGUAGCUUCUUGUAUUUCACACAGUAGUAGUAGUCAUUAGAGAACAGUGACAAAGCUCUUAUGGGGGGGGGGGGGGAGAGGGAGGGGAUGCAUUGCAAUGCUUGUGCAUCUGUUAAGAAAGUAUGCAAUGAACACGUAACACAAUUUCACUUAGUUGUAGAUCCUGUUUUGAAAAUUAACAUGCAUACAAAUUAUUAACCUUGUAUUGUAUACUAUAUAUCGAUACAUAUUCCUAUUUUAUUUAUUUUAUAGUACAAUAAUUAAAUAUACAUAUAUUUCAACAUAUACUAUUUUUUUGUUUCCUAGAAGCAUAUCAUAUAUUUAUUGAUGUAAUUGUGUCAUGUCUCUGGAUGUAGAUACUAACUAUGUAUUUGAGUGCUAGUGUGUGCAACCAAGCAAUAAUUGGAAAAAUGCAUUGGGUUUGCACUGAUUAAGUUUGAAAUAAAAAAUAUUACAUAUGUAUUGCAGCUAGAGCAGGGUUCUUUGUAUGGGAAUUGGGCAGCUUGUUUAUCUGUUGCUGCAGUGUGUAAAAAUUUUCCUCAUUUGUUAAUUUGUUUAUUGCUGGCGUACAGAAAUGCUGACCAUGACAUUUGGUGUAUCCAAAAAAAAUAUUUAUAAAUUGCCAUUUUGUCUUAUUUGUAUUAACUGUAUACGUACCAAUGUUAAAAAAAAAUUUUUAAUGGAUAAAUAAUCUUUGUGUUAAUAUGGAAUUUAUUUUCAUUUCCUCGUAGAUGGUUCCGUUGUUCCAUGUGUGUCUUAUGUGAGACAAAACAAUAGUCCUGUAUGUCUAUACUAUAAUGGGACUUAAUUUUUUCAUUCCAAGCUUCAUUGAAAAUUAAUUUAAUAAUAAUUUCAUAACAUAAAUUCAAUUCAGGAUGAGCAUUAAGUGUAUAAACAUGGAGUUAAAAGUUUCUUUAGUUUUGGUGUGUGUUAACAUAAAAUGUGCCAGUAAUUGGUUUGACGUGUUAUUGUAAUGUAACUGUAUUGCUUUUAGUGAGCAAUUGUACAAACAGCAAUGUAAUUAUUGCAUCACUGAUUGACAUAAUGGUAUUUUAAAAGUUCACAAUUGGGUUUUUUUUUGUCUUCCUAAUGCUUUUUAUUUUAUUAUAUGUUAAAAAUUACCUAAUUGUGAAAUUGUGUGAAGUGUAGUAAAAUUUGACUAGUGUUUUUUUUUUUGUUGAAGAUAAUGUACUUAAUUUGUGUUUGUAUCAAGAUUAAAUAUUAUGUUUCUUUAUA
Molecule: messenger RNA, 12747 nt
Organism: Bacillus rossius redtenbacheri
Lineage: Eukaryota; Metazoa; Arthropoda; Insecta; Phasmatodea; Bacillidae
Gene: Hs3st-B
Product: heparan sulfate glucosamine 3-O-sulfotransferase 6
Exons: 6
Coding region: 283-1422 (379 amino acids)
Molecular function (GO): [heparan sulfate]-glucosamine 3-sulfotransferase activity
Source: RefSeq, a predicted model, not a curated record